AUGACGUCUCAUCUGGAAGGUGUUGUCAGAGAGAGGCUUUGGGGUUUGUUACAAAAACAUUCGAAGUGUUGGUUGCGGCCAAGGACAGGCAGAACACGGCGUAGUGUGGAGUUCGAAGUAGACGGGAAGCCGGUGAAGCAUACGUUGAAGCCGUUGAGGCCAGAGUUACGAGACGAACUAGAUAAGCAGAUAGACGACAUGUUGAGUAUGGCAAGGCCGGUGUUUGUACGUAAGAAAACUGGUGAAUGGAGAAUCUGUAUCGACUAUCGAGCGUCGAACAAGGGGAUGGCGUUGAAGGCUUACCCGAUACCAUUGCUGUGGGAGCAACUGCAGUUAGCGGCAGGUCACAAGUAUUAUGUGUGUCUAGACUGGAAUGUACCCCUGGGGGCAGAAAGCCGACAGUUUACUGCGUUUGUGUCGCAUUGGGGCACAUUCGAAUACACUGUGAUUCCGUUUGGUGUUAAGAAUUCGCCGAUCCUGCCUCAGCAGGCGAUGGAUCGCGCCUUUGAAGGUCUCAUAGGAAACAAUGUCAACGUGUACAUUGACGAUAUUGUCGUGUACGCUGAUGAUUUGGAUACGUUGUUUGAGCGUCUGGACCAGGUGCUCGGGAGGUGCUGCGAGGAUUUGGGGGAAGGUUUGCUGGGGGAAGGUUUGUUUCUGAAGCUGAAGAAGGGUGAAUACGUGAAGCAGGAAGCAAAGCUGUUAGAGUUCAUUGUAAGCGAGGAAGGCAUCGAGCCGGACCCGAAGAAGGUGGCGGACCUGAUGAGAGUGGAAGCUCCGUGUAACGCAAGAGAACUGAUGUCGUUCUUGGGUUCUGUGACUUACCUCCAGAGGCAUAUUCCACAGUCCGCGAGUGGAGUUGCUGGCAUGACUGACAUGCUCAAAAAGAGGACUAAGUUUGUUUGGAGUGAGGCACGAGAGGAGGAGUUCCAGGGUACCAAGAAAUCGGUGGCCGAGUGUGUGUUGCUAGCAGCGCCGGCAGACAUUGAAAAGUUCGUGCUAACGACGGACGCCAGUGAUCGGGCGACAGGCGCCAUGCUAGAGCAGAAAAGAGAUGGCAGGAUUACUUUUGCGCUGCGCCGUUUACCAUCAGGACUGAUCACCAACCUGUUGUAUUUGGCUAGCUCUACUAAAGGAAAGCUAGCAAGGUGGUCGUUGUUCCUACAACGGUUCGACUUUGAGAUAGAGUACCUGAAGGGCACCGAGAACGUGGUGGCUGACUGGUUGUCUAGAGCGAACUUACGAGAAGAUGUCGGGGAGGACACGUUGGUGGAUCGAAUUCAGAUGAAUCCAGAGCUAAGGGUGGCGUACUGUGCGGAAGCCGAACAAGAUGAGGGCUUGUCAGUACCACUUGUUGAAAGGUUGAAAAG
This is a messenger RNA of Gregarina niphandrodes, 1370 nucleotides long. Its product is annotated as RNA-directed DNA polymerase. The record is from RefSeq and is a predicted model, not a curated record. The transcript is spliced from 3 exons. The annotation marks the transcript as partial. NCBI's taxonomy places the organism in Eukaryota, Apicomplexa, Conoidasida, Eugregarinorida, Gregarinidae.